GUUCUCUCUCCCUCACCAUCUGCAAGUUCAAUACCGUCAUAAUGGGCUUCACCGACCUGCACUCGGACUCUGGUCUUACCGUUCUCAACAGCUGGUUGACCACUCGCUCCUACAUUGUCGGCUUCUCGCCAACCCAGGCCAAUGUGGCCGUCUUCAAGGCCCUGAGCACUGCCCCUGAGGUUGCCAAGCACCCGCAUGCUGCGCGUUGGUACAAGCACAUCGUUAGCUACGAUGACGACUUCGCAACGCUUCCCGGUGAUGCGGCUAAGCCUUACACCGUCUACGGUCCUGAAGUCGUCGCUGCUACUCUGAACCCUGCCAAGGACCCGGCCGCUGAGGAGGACGACGACGAUGUCGACCUGUUCGGCAGCGACGACGAGGAGGAGGACGCUGAGGCUGCCCGCGUCCGCGAGGAGCGUCUGGCUGAGUACCGCAAGAAGAAGGAGGCCAAGCCUAAGGUCGCCGCGAAGUCUGUAGUCAUCUUAGACGUUAAGCCCUGGGACGACGAGACCGAUCUGGCUGCCCUUGAGGCUGCCGUGCGCGGCAUCGAGAAGGAUGGUCUGGUGUGGGGUACUUCCAAGUUGGUGCCUGUUGGUUUCGGGAUCAAGAAGCUGCAGAUCAACCUUGUCAUCGAGGACGAGAAGAUCAGUUUGUCCGACCUCGAGGAGGAGAUCCAGGAGCUCGAAGACUACGUCCAGUCAACAGAUAUCGCUGCCAUGAACAAGCUUUAAGCUCCUUGGGAGGGUUUUGAUGAUGAUUUCAUGCUUUUAUCAUAGAAAUGCGAAUAAGGCUUGAGAGCGCGUAGACCGCUCUAAUGACUAUAGGCCCGCCCUUGGACGGGGACUUGACCUUGCCUCUGGCAUAG
Messenger RNA from Aspergillus vadensis CBS 113365, 865 nucleotides. RefSeq names its product elongation factor 1-beta/delta. Bases 42 to 731 code for a protein of 229 amino acids. Gene Ontology annotation, biological process: translational elongation. The record is from RefSeq and is a predicted model, not a curated record. Gene Ontology annotation, cellular component: eukaryotic translation elongation factor 1 complex; cytosol. NCBI's taxonomy places the organism in Eukaryota, Fungi, Ascomycota, Eurotiomycetes, Eurotiales, Aspergillaceae. The transcript is spliced from 4 exons. Gene Ontology annotation, molecular function: guanyl-nucleotide exchange factor activity; translation elongation factor activity.